This is a messenger RNA of Drosophila montana, 1620 nucleotides long. RefSeq lists its product as uncharacterized. NCBI's taxonomy places the organism in Eukaryota, Metazoa, Arthropoda, Insecta, Diptera, Drosophilidae. Gene Ontology annotation, molecular function: long-chain fatty acid-CoA ligase activity. Bases 1 to 1620 code for a protein of 539 amino acids. The transcript is spliced from 3 exons. The record is from RefSeq and is a predicted model, not a curated record. Gene Ontology annotation, biological process: long-chain fatty acid metabolic process; fatty-acyl-CoA biosynthetic process.
AUGCCUUUCAUACCAGAGAUCAGCUACGAGCCGGACCUGAAGGUCUGGACUGGCAAGUAUGAGGCGCCCUACUUCUCGCCCGACCUGUCCAUCGGCGAGAUCACAUUCGGCGAGAUGAAACGUCACCCACAGCUGAUUGCCCAGAUCUCGGUUUCGGAGAAUACGACGCUGACCCGCGAGGAGCUCUUCUUGAAUUCCCAGCGCAUCGCCAGCUACAUGCGCAACCUGGAUCUGCAGCAGUCGGAUGUUGUGGGCAUUAUAGCCAGGAAUACGACGCAUAUAUCCGCCGUGGUCUACGCCUGUGUCUUCAAUGGCAUCGCCUUUCACUCGCUCAACGUUAACUAUGUGCAGGGCACCAUUGAGAAGCUCUUCGACAUAACCGAGCCCAAGCUCAUCUUCUGCGAUGGCGAUGAGUACGAGAAGGUCAAGGCUGCCACGGCCAAGUUGAACGUGAAGCUCAUUACCAUGCGCAAUCACAAGCCGGGUUCCAUCAGCAUUCAGGAUUUGUUGGCCACGCCCAUUGAGAAGGACUUUAAGCCUGUUCGCCUAGAGCGAGGCAACGAUCAGACCCUGGCCAUUCUGUGCUCUUCGGGCACCACGGGCGUGCCCAAGGCGGUGACCAAUGUGAGCACCCACAAGUUCUUCACGACCACCAACUAUUUGACCUCCGCGGAUGUACAAUACUGUCACAGUACUUUGGACUGGGUUACGGGCCUAACUACAACCAUAGCCAGUGGAGUGCACAGCACGUUGCGCAUCAUUAAUGCCGAGAUGUUUGACGGUUCGUUCAUGCUGAGCCUUAUCGAGAAGUACAAGAUCACCUGGCUGCUGAUCGCGCCCUCCCACCUGGCCGUGCUGGCCAAUUCUCCCGAAUUUGAGACCACCAAGAUCGACAGUCUGAAGCAUCUGCUAUAUGGCGGCAUGUGCUGUUCUCUGGAGGUGCAGGAGCGCUUCCGCAAGCGUGUCAAUCCCGGCGUAUUGCAAUUCGCCUUUGGCUUCACGGAACUCGGCUCUUCGAAUGGCAGCCUGAACAAGCACUACGACGAGAAGCCCAAUUCGGCGGGUCGCGUGUUGCCGGGCAACAAGCUGAAGAUCGUCAAUGAUCAGGGCGAGGCGCUGGAUCCGAAUGAAGUUGGCGAGGUGUGCUUCCAUUCGUGCCAGUACUGGGACGGAUAUUACAAAAAUCCCGAGGAGACGCGAAUUGUGCGCGACAAGGAGGGCUGGCUCCAUACCGGCGACACUGGCUAUGUGGACAGCGAUGGCUUCCUAUUCAUAUCCGGCCGUAAAAAGGACAUGUUGAAGUUCCAGAACAUCAUGUACUAUCCCAGCGAAAUUGAGGAUGUCAUCACCAACAUGCCGGGCGUCGCCGAGGUCUGUGUCUUUGGUGUCUACAGUGAUACCAAUAUGUACAAUCCGGCCGCCUCGGUUGUGCCCAAGCGCGGUGCUCAAAUAACUGCCGAGGAUGUGAUUAAGUAUGUCAAGGAUAAUGUGGAAGCCUAUUAUCUGCAAUUGCAUGGCGGUUGCCUCAUUGUCACGGACAUCAAGCGCAGUCCCAACGGCAAAACGAAUCGAGAGGCCACCAAGGAGCACUUCCUGCAGCAGCUGAAUAAGAGUACAUAA